AUGUAUGAAGGCUCGGAGCUGGACUGCGCGCGUUUUUCGUCCGAAGUAUGCGCGGUGCAGGACCCGAUCUGCGUCGAGCCCGAAGAAGCGAAAACCGAUCCGCAACUCUUACGGGUCGGCUCGGUGUGCUGUUUUGUGGGCAUCAGCAGCCUUCUCUUCGAAGUCCUACCAGUAUCCUUCCGCUUAUGGAGUACCUACAGUAACGUUGUCGAUUAUUUUGGUCAAUUCAGCGGUGUCGUGUAUUGGGUCGGUUCCCUGUCAGGUCUGUUUGGCAUUGCAACCUCUCUCAUCAACAAUAUUGCCAUCAUCUUAAUCAGCCGGUCGGCCUGGCGGACUUUGAAGCGGCGGCUUUUGCGCACUGAGCCCAGCCUCCACUCCUCCAGCUGGUCUGUGCGACAGUCUACGAUAGCGGCCAACCGACAAGCGCAUAUCGACCAAGCAAUUCCAUUGAAC
Molecule: messenger RNA, 453 nt
Organism: Mesorhabditis spiculigera
Lineage: Eukaryota; Metazoa; Nematoda; Chromadorea; Rhabditida; Rhabditidae
Source: the annotation of a GenBank genome assembly